Formica exsecta is the source of this 2458-nucleotide messenger RNA. RefSeq lists its product as uncharacterized. The coding region runs from base 1739 to 2194 and encodes 151 amino acids. The record is from RefSeq and is a predicted model, not a curated record. The transcript is spliced from 2 exons. Lineage: Eukaryota; Metazoa; Arthropoda; Insecta; Hymenoptera; Formicidae.
ACAGGCGGGAUCGCGACCGAAAAGUAUCGCGUACGGCGAUACGGUCCGGUCAACACGUGGAUUCACACGCAGCUACGCGAUCGCGACGACGCGGGGCGAGGCGAGGCGAGGGGAAGGGGAGGCCUGCCUUUUGGAAAUUGCGUCUUUCCGUCCGCGAGAGACGAGCUCGCCGACGGGGCGCAGUGCCGUAGGCGACGCGCGACGGCACCUCGAACUAACCGGGUGGCCUGUCUCGUGUUAUGCUGGCUCGUUCUCUUGCCUCGUUUGCGAAACGAAAGUUUCCUCUCUCUCUCUUUCUCUCUCUCUCUUUUCCCUUUCGUCGAACGACAACGAGAAGAUUGACGCGAUGGCGUGCCGUCUCGAGCGACGACGCGCACGAGCGAGCGAGAAAGCGAGCGCCGGCGUUUGCGAGAUUAUGUUUCCGCGAUUAGGUUUUCCCUUUCGUUCGGCCCACUGCCGUACAUAUGAGAACGCCACGUAGGUAGGUCUUGUAUAACAUCACCCUCCCCGUGAGAUAACGCGUCGAUUGUCCGAUUGCGAAUCGAAAUGACGUGCGCUCCGUUUCACGAACAGUCGACGAUUAUCGCGCUCACGUGACACGCGGUUCCCUUGCGCUUUAUCGCGGUCAUCUGUCUUUAGACUCGCGUAAAUCGCGUGCGUCGGCUCUAAUCGCGCGAUCGAGCUCAUUUCCCGCCACAAACACUGCAGAAGCGAAACGGAAGUUGGCGGAAAUUCAAUUCGCGAUAAUUAAUCGCGACGCGUCUAUCCUCGCGUGUCUACCCGCGACGUUGCGUCCGACAAUCGUACCCGAGGAGGAUACGUCGAAGAAAAUUACAAGACUCGGCGUCGUACGGGAUAUGCAGACACGUGGCAACUCUCGUUACGGCCCUGACGGCUCUCGCGCUGUCAGAGUGCGACAGUGCGCCGGACGCUCGCUUGACUAAGGGAGUGCCCGUGCCGAUGCAAAGUGUAAGUGAAGUGGCCUACAGACCUACAUUUGUCUAACGUUCCAUUUUUUCACGGGCCGACGGACAGGAGGUUAACAGAUACGCGCGCGAACUCCUCCAUUUUUUUCUCUAAGCGUGGCGUGUGCGUGCGCGGUGCAAUGCCGUCGUCCCGUGAUACACCGACGUACGACGGCUGACGACGGAUUGUAGAUAGAUAGAGAGACAGAGAGAGAAAGAGAGACGAAGAAAGCCGCCGGAGCGAGGGAGUGAGCUAGCGAGCGAGCUAACCGAGGCGGCGGUGCAGUUUCGAUACGCUGUCGGACACGGCGCGCGCGGGGCGCGUAACAGUGAAAAGAGACGGUAGAAGAGAGAGAGAGAGAGAGAGAGAGAGAGAGAGUGAGGUGAAAGACACGUCGCGAGCGUGCGCAAGUGCGACGAAGAGAAGGGCCCUCGUGGGCAAAAGCGUGAGAGGGAAAGUGUGAGUGAGACAUUGAGCGCGAGAGAAGAGAGAAAGAGAGGAGCGUGGAAAAAGACGGGAACGAAGCGCGCGCUACCGCGGGACGGAAUUGCGAAGAAAGAGAGAGUAGGAGCGAGAGAACGAACGAGAGAGAGAGAGAGAGAGAGAAGGUGAAAGAAAGAAAGAGAUCGAAAGGGAGCACGUAAAAGAGUGUAGGUGUUCUUUCGAGGAUAAGUGCGUACGCUCGCGGGGACGACGUGGAGGAGAGAGGAGGAGGGACUCCUUGCCUGCCUGCCUGUCUGUCCGUCUGUCUGCUGGCAUAUACGGGGGCCGAAUGGAUACGAGGACAGGGGAGAGCGGGGGUGAGCCCGCGGCGACGAUCCUCGACAACAAUACCGGCAUCGCUACGACGGCGGGCCCUCUCGCGGAAUCAUCCACGUCGUCGUCAUCGUCGUCGUCGUCGCCGUCGGCGUCGUCCUCCUCCUCCGCCGUGGCGCCGACGGUGAUCCUGACGGAAAGUACCGCUACGAACGCCGGUAAUCUGUCCUUGACGGGAUCGUCCCAACAACAGAGCCUGCAUCAGGUACAUCAGCAGCAACAAACACGACAGCGAGUCAAUCUCAUCGCCGACGUAGCCGCCAAUGAUGUCACAGAUAAAAAUUGGAGGAGCUACAAUGGUUACCGCAUCGUCGAACAACUUCCAGGAGAUGACGUCUCCACAGUACAUUUUUCAAUAUUUAUUAAUGAAAAUUUUACCAAAUAUACAUUAAGGACCUACUUUAAGAUGUAGCUAGAGAUUUUUUAACAAAAAAAUUCUUUUUGUGAAAAAAAAAUUGUCAAAUUUCCCCCUAUUUUUCCUACCGCUAGGUGUAUGUAGCCCCUUAAGGUAGCCUCAGAUAAUCUGAGGUAAUCUAAGGUAAUCUUAAGUAAUCUGAGGUAAUUUAAAGGUAAUCCGUAUCAAGGGUAAUUUUUGUACACUAUAACCACUAGUGACCUAUCCCUCGAGAUGUAGACAAAUCAUGUCUGAAACAUUGGCAAAACGUUCUGAUGUAAA